AUGAAAUCUAGCAAACGAAGACUACAGGCGCUCACAGAAGGAACCGAUGGAAUACCAAAUUACCUUAAAAUGGAAGAUUCUGAAACAUCAAUUCCUCCAGUAUUUAGAUCUAGAUUACAUGAACUAUUUUCUCAGAUUGAAAAAGAAUUUGACCUUCUUUACACUGAAAACUUAAAUUUACAAGAGAAAAUAGAUAUUUUGAGUGAAAAGUUGGAAAGAGAGAGUUAUGUAGGCGACAGACAGAACUUGGAUUAUAUUGAAUUUGAAACAUCAGGAAAAAAUUCAAAAGUGAAAUUGUCUCAAAGCAACUCUCAAAAAGUUAAAGCUAGCCAUAAAUUGCGAGUGCAAACUAGCAAGAUAGUGUCCAGUUUCAAGGCACCAACAUACAAUUGUCAACUGGUUCGUGAGUUUACUGGACACAAGGAUGGCAUAUGGGAUGUAUCAUCAUCUCGGCCUGGACAAUCUCUCUUUGGCACUGCAUCAGCUGAUCACACAGCGUGUGUGUGGAGUGUGGAAUGGGGAAGAUGCCUCCUACAAUACACUGGGCAUCAAGGAUCUGUGAAUUCAAUCCGCUUCCACCCUACUCGGGACAUUGCUCUAACCAGUAGUGGGGACAACACUGCCCAUGUGUGGCAGGCUGCUGUCAACUGGGAUUUACCUCGUGGACAGUCUUCCGAAGAAGAACUCGAAGGUGGGGGUGAAGAGAGUUUAGGCGAGGGCGGUGAACGGCCGGAAGUGUUACGCACACCGCUUACUGAACUGCUGGGCCACCAGGGUGUUGUUGUCGCAGCUGAUUGGCUGCCGGGAGGCGACCACGUCAUUACUGCCUCUUGGGACAGGACCGCUAACUUAUAUGAUGUAGAAACUGGUGACUGUCUUCAGGUUCUGACAGGUCACGACCACGAAUUGACGCACGCGUCUGCGCACCACAGCUCGAGGCUCGUAGUCACCGCCUCCAGGGAUACCACGUUCCGUUUGUGGGACUUCCGCGAACCAAUACACUCGGUAUCCGUCUUCCAAGGACACACAGAGAGCGUCACUUCAGCAGUAUUCACACGUGAAGAUAAAGUAGUAUCGGGCUCAGACGACCGUUCCGUGAAGGUAUGGGACGUUCGCAACAUGAGAUCUGCACUGGCCACCAUCAGAUCCGAUUCGUCCGUGAAUCGCGUGGGAGUUAGUGCCGGCGGACUCAUCGCUAUACCGCACGACAAUAGACAAGUGCGUCUGUUCGACUUGCAGGGGCAACGGCUCGCGCGGCUGCCUAGAUCUAGUAGACAGGGCCAUCGCCGCAUGGUGACAUCGGUGGCUUGGGCGGAAGACAUAGCAUCGAACAUAAACUUCUUUAGCUGCGGCUUCGACCGCCGCAUCCUAGGCUGGUCCAUCCAACCGUCCAAGGAGAAUUGA
This is a messenger RNA of Chilo suppressalis (striped riceborer), 1404 nucleotides long. The record is from the annotation of a GenBank genome assembly. NCBI's taxonomy places the organism in Eukaryota, Metazoa, Arthropoda, Insecta, Lepidoptera, Crambidae.